AUGUAUAGCUUUCUCUGUGGAAACAUUGAGUUAGUUUGUAUUGCAGCGAGUAAUGCAAGGCUGAGACUCAUUCGGUUAUCGGAAGCAGUUGAGAAGAUUAGACGGCAAGCAGCGGUUAGUGUUCAGACCGGAAAGGAAAAUGAAGCAAGGGAGUUGCUUUUUCAAAAGAAGAAAAUCAUGCAAGCCAUGGAGAAGUUGAAGACUCGUAUCGAAUUGUUUGAUCAGUUUUCUGUGAAACUGAAUGAGCUUGGUCUAAAGAAAAAGAUUAAGUUUCAGGCAAUCUCCAUGAAGGAAAGUCUACUUAUUGGGAAUAUGACUCUGGACCUUGAGGUUAGUGAGUCGGAACCCUCUAGUCCCGUUCGAAUUGUAUCACCGACAGAGGAAAACAUUACAGACGACGACCUGCAAUUGGAUUCGGAUAACAUGGAAUUCGAAGAAGAUCAGGAAAUGCAAGUUUCAUCCGAGAAUCAAAGAACCACCCACAGUGAAAAUGGCUGUAACAGCCUCGAAGAUCCUGUCAGUGAAAAAAUGUUAAAUGACGCUGACGAUGUCCGGGAUCCAAGGAAAUCCUCAACUUAUGAGGACUUCGUGACACACAUAGAUCAACAGCUCAACAAAAUCCAAGAAGAGCUUGAAACAUUUGUAAGGGUUUCAAACUUGUUUCUGGAAAGCAAAGAAAGGCCAGAGUAUUCGAAGGUACAACAUGCAACGGAAAUUCUCGAGGGCGUUUAUCAUAUAAGAGAAAGGAUUGCCAUUAUCAAGCAAACAAAAUGAGCUCUAGGUCAAAUUGCCAUUUUGAUGGUCUCUUUUGUUUCACAAAAUGACAUGAUGAAGGUAAGUUGCCUCUUCUUUUCUUAGCUAUUUUCUUUUCAUUUUUGGUAACACUCUUUGUAUUGUUUUAAGGAUAAUUGGAGAUAAAUUAUGUUGUAUAGAGUGAUUUGUGAUCUCCAAUAUUUGAUUCCAACUUGUAAAGAAUAAGUUAUUCAUGACUUGCAAAUUUUGAUUAUCUUAUCUAUCAUAGAAGUAA
Molecule: messenger RNA, 1027 nt
Organism: Salvia hispanica
Lineage: Eukaryota; Viridiplantae; Streptophyta; Magnoliopsida; Lamiales; Lamiaceae
Source: RefSeq, a predicted model, not a curated record